CUUCAUUCUCAUAAAAUUCUUUCAAUUCUGAUCUUUUCUUGUUAAAUGUAUAUACCAAAACUUUUUGCUUAUGUAUUUUUUUUCUUUGUUUCGCAGUGUACUGGUUGGUUUUAUAAUGUACAUAGGGUAAGAGAGGGAUCCACCCCUUUAUAUAGGUUAUCGAACCCUUACCAGGUGACAGCUACACACUUUAUACACUGUGCUUGAACUGCGAAUAUUCAUACUUACAAACAAUAUUAACAGCUUGUGAGUUCCUACAAUGCCGGUGAGUUGAGAUUACCAUCAAUGUCCAACCUUACGCACAACUACCGCUGAA
Molecule: messenger RNA, 316 nt
Organism: Babjeviella inositovora NRRL Y-12698
Lineage: Eukaryota; Fungi; Ascomycota; Pichiomycetes; Serinales
Exons: 1
Coding region: 46-207 (53 amino acids)
Source: RefSeq, a predicted model, not a curated record